UUAUCUUUAUAUCGUGUCUCAUUGUAUUGCGGCCGAAAACAGAACUCGAAAGUCGCAAAAUUAUUCCCAUAAACAAUUGAAGCAAAUGUUGUCAAAGUCACUGGCAACAGUUGUUGCUGCUGUUGCUGUCGCUGUCGGAUUCGCUGUCGUUGACACUUGCAUGCGGACGCUCGAGCAGCUCGCACUUGUGUUUUUGUUUGCUGAGGCAUUUGCGUGAUAGCGUGUCGAAAGUUCAUAGUUGAUAGUAAUCACAUACCCUGUAAUUUGCAGAACAAUGCCUGUCAAAUGCCACUUCAAUUUGUCGCGUUCAUCAGCAGUUUAUUACGCUGGCGAACAAAUUUCAGGCACAUUGAUGCUGACAAUUAUCAAGAAGCCGUUGAACGUUGAAGGCAUCCAUAUCACAUUGCUGGGCAUCAGUACAACCAGCUGGCAUGAGACAGACAAAUGUUUGCCACAAAUAGAGCACAAUGAUAGCACUGGACCCGCAGAGCCCCCUCAGCUUUAUUUUGGCGCCACUAAGACACACAUUGAGCAGACACAGGAGCUAGCCAAGUCAUUGAUCUUGCCACCAGGCAGCCUGCAACUGGGCAGCUUUACAUUCCAGUUGCCCAACGAAGUUCCAGGCAGUUGUCGCUUACCCCAUGGUUCAAUCAGCUAUUCGCUCCAGUUGACUCUCGAGCGGCGUAGCAAACAAGCCAAACGCUUCCAGCAUCGAUUAGUGGUCAGAAACCGCAUUGAAUUUCUUGAACCGAGACCUGCGACAACAGAAUCCUCAACUUUGUGCCUUAGCUUACCACGAAGCGUAUUUGUUCCAGGCCAGCGAGUUGCCUAUCAGCUGGAGACAUCCACUUCAAGUUCUCAGUUACUGACACGUCUCUGUCAAUGCAUCAGAUAUGAGAGCCAUCAACCAGUGGCCAAGUUCAAGAAGGUGGUGCGUAUACUCGAUGAGAGUUCUUCUUUGGAGGAUGCACUGCAUCUACCUCUCACUGCGCUCAUAAUGAGCCAAAGGUCUGGGGAUCUCAUUGAGAUCACGUACUAUGUGGAAACUUUAGGCAGCUGCAGCGAACCUCUGCGAUUGCCCCUAUUCGUGGGAACUGUGGCGCCACCUGUCGACACUCACAUAAGUUUGUCUUCUCUUGGCUUUGUAAACUUUGCUCUCUCAGAAAACGAAGUGCUGCUUUCAUCAAUCAAUCAACUGUUGCCCCACAGUUAUUCCAGGGAACUCGUCCCCUCAAGCUCUGGCAAAUACAAUGAGCAGCUGAAAUUGCUGAGGCGCCAAAAGAAACAAUCGUACGUGCGGAUAGCUCUACGAUAUUUCUAUAAGCGUUUGCUACCCGCUAAUUAACUAACUUACUGUGUAGCUUGCAGUUGAUAAUUAAAUACAAAUUACGAGUACUCGCAUUUAUGUAAAUUAAUAAUACAUUAACAAUAAAAAUCAUACUAUAUAUAGAAA
This is a messenger RNA of Drosophila sulfurigaster albostrigata, 1453 nucleotides long. RefSeq lists its product as uncharacterized. The record is from RefSeq and is a predicted model, not a curated record. Lineage: Eukaryota; Metazoa; Arthropoda; Insecta; Diptera; Drosophilidae. The transcript is spliced from 3 exons. Bases 275 to 1345 code for a protein of 356 amino acids. Gene Ontology annotation, cellular component: cytoplasm. Gene Ontology annotation, biological process: protein transport.